AUGAAAACGAAUGUGUGGCGGUCUGUAUUCCAACCACUUGUCGAAGAACAAGCCUUACCAAGUUGUUUUCAGGUUUCUAGAGAAGAUUUUCUUCGUUACCAAAAUGAAUACAACUCGAGCCCAAAUGAAAGUAGGGAAUCGUUCUAUUGCAUGCAGUUUCCUGAAGAUAUGUUGUUGUACCCAAACUGCUUCGAAAAACUUUUGUGGUUGAGGAAUGGAUGGAAGACACAUAAAUGUUACGCCGACUAUGGUGUUAAUGGGUCCAUCUGCUCUAUGCGACGCUACCUUUCUGAAAUUGAAAACCAUUGCCCUCCAGUUUCUUUAGAAGGUGUGGAAUCCAGUCUAAAAAGCACCAAUUUCGCUCAGCCCAACACAGACCUGAAGAAGCUUUUCUCGGUACUCGAUGGGAAUUCUGGUAAUUAUGAUUACAUCAAGGAUCGUCUCACACAAUACUGGUCAGGCUGGAUUGAAGCUCUGGAUGUGACUCUUCUCAAAUAUCCAAAAUCUACAUCAAAUAGGAGAAAAAUGAAUAUACUUAUACACUUGGGACUUCUUACUGAGGCGAAUUUACACAUUGGUGAAAAAUCUCGUAAUGGAGGACCCUUAGGAGAAUUGCUACAGUGGUCAGAUCUUAUUGCGUGUUUGUUUCUUCUGGGACACAACCUCUACAUAUCGAACGAUAAGCCAUCUCUUAUUCGGCAUGUUGACAAGUUUCCUUUUGACGGACCAUGUCCCAGUAAGCAAAAUCACGUGGAUCUGAUAAUCACUGAUAUUAUUGGCUUGAGGUCAUUUCGCUCGCGGAGAGAAUUCCUUCUACGAAACAAAUGUCUGAUACGUUUGGUCGAUAGUUUUGGAACACAUGUGGAAUUCAACUACAGGUCUUAUUUCAAAGCGCACCAAGCAGACUUCGCUCAGAAAGGAGGUACAUCCACUAAUCCGUGGGGAGGGCAUGGACUGAAGCUUUUACAACACUGGACUUUCUUCCCGCAUACACCCGACAACGACUUUCUCGGGUUUGCGAUUCAUCGCCCCAAUGUGGAACCACUUUACGAUCGAGAAACUCUUGAACGCCCCUUAUCACUGGUUUAUGGAAAGGAAAAAUAUAUGUGGACAGAAUCAGAACCUGUUAUUGAAGUACUAAAAUCUCUUACAGAGGUACACGCUACUGUUGCCGAUCUUAAGAACGCCAAUGAAUCCGUGUUUUCUGAGAUCGUCAAUCAUGGUUUUUUGAACACCACCGAAAUUGCUGCUCUCUUGAAAUCAGUCAAUAUCUUUGUCGGCCUCGGAUUUCCAUUCGAAGGCCCGGCUCCGUUAGAGGCUGUAGCACAUGGCGCAGUAUUUAUCAAUCCCAAGUUUGAACCUCCGAAAAAUCGAUUGAACACCCCUUUUUUCCGCGACAAGCCUACACUGCGAGAGUUCACUAGCCAGUCCCCUUACAUGGAGCGUAUUGGAGCGCCUCAUGUUUAUACCGUUAACUUUAACAAUACCGACGAACUGAGAAAUGUUAUAGGGGAAGCCUUAUCAAGGGAGCCUCAGCCGUUUGUGCCAGAAGAAUUCACUCCGGAAGGAAUGCUGAUUAGAGUAAAUAUGUUGAUUCACCGCGACCUCUGCACUGGCGCGUCAAGGUGGCCCCCACGGAGCGCUUUUGUGAUGGCUUGCAAGUUUGAAGGCUUCGUGUGUGAGCCAUCGUUUUUCCCGCUCAUCAACUUAUCCGAGUUCGUUGCUAGCAUUGCCGCUUGUUCGCCUGCAAACUUGGUGAACUCAACGGAACCCCAUGCUCCAUAUAAUUGUUCUCGGCAGAUCAAUCCACUCAUGUUCAGCUGUGCAACUCGACCACCGACAGGUACUAAUGCCAUGAGGGUUUGUCCAUGUAGAGAUUAUGUGCCUGGACAAAUGGCUUUUUGCAAAGAGUGUGUUUCAUAG
Messenger RNA from Haemonchus placei, 1923 nucleotides. The record is from the annotation of a GenBank genome assembly. Lineage: Eukaryota; Metazoa; Nematoda; Chromadorea; Rhabditida; Trichostrongylidae.